AUGGAUCCUCCCAUUGCUACAUAUGUCGAGCAAAUAGGGCUUGAAAAGUGGGCUCGUCUUUAUUGUCCAGGCGAUCGGUACAACAUAAUGACAAGCAACGCCACUGAAAGCUUCAACAACGUGACAGAAGAAUUCAGGAAAUAUCCAAUAACUACUUUGGUUGAAUUCACCAGGUUCAGGAUUGUCUAUCGUAAUGGUGCGCAAUUAUUUAACGUUGGUACGGGUCCUGAAGGUCAGAGAGGUGGUGAUGUGGACUUAGUCAAGAGAACAUGCACAUGCGGAAUGUUCCAAUUGCUAAAAAUCCCUUGUCCUCAUGCAUGUGCCGCAGCAAUUAGUCAGAAUGCUAGCCUGUACGCACUUAGCUCCCCGUACUACACAAAAGACACGUGGAAGAAGACCUACGAUGCAACAAUUAAUGUUGUCGGCGAGGAGGAUGAUUGGGUACUACCGGAACACAUCAAGAACAUAAGAGUCGGGGUACCAGUGGAUAAAAAACCGGUGGGUCGGCCUAGGAAGAGCAAUGCAGGUAGAAGACCGACGAAGCGUCACCCAUCUAAUGGUCAAGUGGUUGUGGAACCUCGCCAUUGUACUAACUGCAGUGGUUCGGGGCACAACAGAGCUACAUGCAAAGCUCGAGUUAGAAGCUUUUCUCUAUUAGUGAAUGUGUGA
Humulus lupulus (European hop) is the source of this 669-nucleotide messenger RNA. RefSeq lists its product as uncharacterized. The coding region runs from base 1 to 669 and encodes 222 amino acids. The transcript is spliced from 3 exons. The record is from RefSeq and is a predicted model, not a curated record. NCBI's taxonomy places the organism in Eukaryota, Viridiplantae, Streptophyta, Magnoliopsida, Rosales, Cannabaceae. Gene Ontology annotation, molecular function: zinc ion binding.